Caenorhabditis bovis is the source of this 1065-nucleotide messenger RNA. The record is from the annotation of a GenBank genome assembly. NCBI's taxonomy places the organism in Eukaryota, Metazoa, Nematoda, Chromadorea, Rhabditida, Rhabditidae.
AUGCACGAGCCCAUGACACCUACGACAUGCCUUCAGGAGGCACCCGAACCGUUCAGAAGCUUGAUGCAUUUCCUUCACAUUCUCACCGUCCCUUUAUAUUUGGUUUCGAUUUUUUCGCUGAUCUUCAAAUCACCAAGGACUCUAAAGGACUACAAAAAUUAUUUACUCUGGCAUACAUUGGGAAAUGUUGGAUUCGAAGUCUACGUGUCAGUAUUCAUGCUGCCGAUGACAUAUCUACCAUAUCCAAUAUUUCGAAUCACCGGAAUCCUCAUGUAUUUCGACGUCAAUGGACUCCUAAUAUUCUAUGUUCUCGUUUAUUGUUUUGUCCAUACGGGAGCAUCGAUACUGGAAAUGUUUCGUUAUCGCUUCAACGCGGCAAUUACUGAGCAGACCUACACGAAAUACAUUCUGCGGCGAUUAUUCUGGAUUUUCUAUGCUCUCGUUUUUGCGUUGCCUUCGUUGGGACUUGGCACACUUAAAAGAUGCAUUCCACUACAAAAUACUUACAAGAAGAGAUUAUAUGAUCGCAUUUUCCAGAGCACCAUCGAAUCGCCAAUUGAGCUUCUCUGCAGUACAACAGUUAUCGCUCCACCUCUCCUUGAUCCGGUCUUCACACCAACCUUGAUAAUGAUCAUCGGAUUGAUUCUGUCGGGCGGCGGAAUUGUUUUGAUCACCGUCGGCGGCAUUCUCAAACGACUCAACGACAUGAGACAGCAUUUGUCAUCGAAGACAUUGAAUAUGCAGCGAAUGCUAUUUUUGAGUCUCGUCGUUCAAGGAUUGAUACACGCGGUAAUGCUGGGAAUCCCGUUGAUCGCCUUCAUCUAUGGCAUCGUUUUCACACUGCACAAUGAUGACGCCGCAUCAAUGCUGAUUCUGCUCCUCUCAUUCCAUGGAUCGCUUUCAACGAUCGCCAUGCUGAUAUUCACAAAGCCGAUUCGCGAGGGUGUCGCGAGCAUAUUCCGGCCGAUUCUCGUCAAAUUCUUGCAAACUGAGAGCGUUCCGCGAAGUGCAUUCACCAUCACCGAGAUUUCGCUAACGAGAAGCAUGAUCAGAAAAUCAUUCUGA